This is a messenger RNA of Eruca vesicaria subsp. sativa (arugula), 2737 nucleotides long. Lineage: Eukaryota; Viridiplantae; Streptophyta; Magnoliopsida; Brassicales; Brassicaceae. The record is from the annotation of a GenBank genome assembly.
UUCCCCAAAUCUUAGAAACCCCCAGAAAACACACAGAGCUCAUGGCGUCCGGCAAGGAUUCGGACCGUACCUUAGGGUACAUGACCCGGAAGGAUACCGAAGUCAAGCUUCCACGCCCGACCCGGGUCAAGAACAAAACUCCCGCCCCGGUUCAAAUCACCGCCGAGCAGAUUCUAAGGGAAGCUCGCGAGCGACAAGAGGCCGAGAUCCGUCCUCCCAAACAGAAAAUCACCGACUCCACCGAGCUCUCCGACUACCGCCUCCGCCGCCGCAAGGAGUUCGAGGACCAGAUCCGCCGCGCGCGAUGGAACAUCCAGGUCUGGAUGAAGUACGCGCAGUGGGAGGAGUCCCAGAAGGACUACGCGCGCGCUCGGAGCGUGUGGGAACGCGCCAUCGAAGGCGAUUACCGUAACCACACGCUGUGGCUAAAGUACGCCGAGUUCGAGAUGAAGAACAAGUUUGUUAACAGCGCUAGAAACGUGUGGGACCGAGCCGUUACGCUCCUCCCUAGAGUUGACCAGCUCUGGUACAAGUACAUUCACAUGGAGGAGAUACUCGGAAACAUCGCGGGGGCUAGACAGAUAUUCGAGCGGUGGAUGCAGUGGUCGCCUGACCAGCAAGGUUGGUUAUCUUUUAUCAAAUUCGAGCUUAGGUAUAACGAAAUCGAACGCGCGAGAUCAAUCUACGAGAGGUUCGUGCUUUGCCAUCCCAAGGUGUCUGCGUAUAUCCGAUUUGCUAAGUUUGAGAUGAAAGGAGGUGAGGUUGCACGUGCUAGGCAAGUGUACGAGCGCGCGACUGAGAAGCUUGCGGACGAUGAGGAAGCCGAGACGCUCUUUGUGGCGUUUGCUGAGUUUGAGGAACGGUGCAAGGAGCCGGAGCGUGCUAGGUUUAUCUACAAGUUUGCUCUUGAUCAUAUCCCAAAAGGGAGAGCUGAGGAUUUGUAUAAGAAGUUUGUGGCGUUUGAGAAACAGUAUGGUGAUAAGGAAGGGAUUGAGGACGCUAUUGUUGGGAAGAGGAGGUUUCAGUAUGAAGAUGAAGUGAGGAAGAAUCCUUUGAACUAUGAUUCUUGGUUUGAUUACGUUAGGCUUGAGGAAACUGUAGGGAACAAAGAUAGGGUAAGAGAGAUCUAUGAGAGGGCUAUUGCUAAUAUUCCACCUGCUGAAGAGAAACGAUACUGGCAAAGAUACAUCUAUCUCUGGAUUAAUUAUGCAUUGUAUGAAGAGAUUGAAACUGAAGAUGUGGAGCGUACUCGAGAUGUUUACAGAGAAUGCCUCAAGCUCAUCCCCCACUCCAAAUUUUCCUUUGCCAAAAUAUGGUUGCUUGCUGCACAGUUCGAAAUCCGGCAAUUAAAUCUGGCCGGUGCUCGGCAGAUAUUAGGAAACGCUAUUGGAAAAGCUCCAAAAGAUAAGAUAUUCAAGAAAUACAUUGAGAUUGAACUCCAGCUGGGAAACAUAGAUAGGUGUAGAAAACUUUAUGAGCGGUACCUGGAGUGGUCUCCUGAGAAUUGUUAUGCUUGGAGCAAGUAUGCUGAGCUGGAGAGGUCUCUUGCUGAGACUGAACGAGCUAGAGCUAUCUUUGAGUUAGCAAUAUCUCAGCCAGCUCUUGACAUGCCCGAGCUGCUAUGGAAGGCAUACAUAGAUUUUGAGAUAGCAGAAGGAGAAUUAGAGAGGACACGAGCUUUAUAUGAGCGACUCUUGGACCGCACAAAGCAUUACAAGGUGUGGGUUAGUUUUGCAAAGUUUGAAGCUUCUGCUGCGGAACAAGAAGAAGACGAGGAAGAGGAAGACCAAGAAGAAACAGAUGCUGUUGAACGCAAGAAAGAGUGCAUCAGACGCGCCAGAGCGAUUUUCGAGAGAGCCAACAGCUACUACAAAGACUCCGCACCAGAGCUGAAAGAGGAAAGAGCUACACUCUUGGAGGAUUGGCUUAACAUGGAGACAAACUUUGGUAAUCUCGGGGACGUGAGUGUCGUACAAUCUAAGCUUCCGAAGAAGCUCAAGAAGAGAAAGCCAAUCACAAGAGAAGAUGGCUCUACAGAGUAUGAAGAAUACAUUGACUAUCUAUAUCCGGAAGAAUCACAGACAACAAAUCUCAAGAUUCUUGAAGCUGCUUUCAAAUGGAAGAAGCAGAAGCUUGCUACUUCUGAGGAGGAAUAUGAUUAACUAAAGGAAGUCUGAGUUAAUAUCAAACCUGUGAGUUAUUGUUUUGUAUUCCUUCUUAGUUCUCUGUACAUCGCCACUCAUCUCUAUGAUUUAGCAGUAAUCUUUUUAUUGUGUUAGACCUUUUGGUUUGUGUUUUUCCGGUUUAAAAAAUAUGGGAGAAACAGGGGUCUAUUCCGUUUUUUGUUUAUUGUUUUUUGAUUUUUGGGUUUGUGGAGUAGUGAGACCGAAAAGAAACUAGGCAAAAAUACGAAACGUACCUAAUCCGUAUGAAUCAAAAAUUCAAUGUGAAAAGAGGAAACUUUAAAGCCGGGGAAUGCGUUUACAGAGAAGGUUAUCCUUGUUGUGCGGUUAUAAAACAGCUGAUGGUUUAGUAAACCUUGCACCAUUUCAUCUCGUUAUGUAAGGUUCUUUAUUGAAUUGUUUGGGGUUAGUAAGAUUGAUUCUGUUUUUGUAGGUUUUAGAAGAAUUUGUCUUUUUUUUUUUGUAACUUGUAAGUAUCUAAACAGUCAGAUCUGGCUCCACUCUCCAAAACAUAUAGAGAAAAGUAAAUUGUCUGACGUGUGGUCAUAUAUAUA